Molecule: messenger RNA, 6574 nt
Organism: Mirounga angustirostris (Northern elephant seal)
Lineage: Eukaryota; Metazoa; Chordata; Mammalia; Carnivora; Phocidae
Gene: ARHGAP9
Product: Rho GTPase activating protein 9
Exons: 19
Coding region: 4227-6452 (741 amino acids)
Biological process (GO): signal transduction; regulation of GTPase activity
Cellular component (GO): cytoplasm
Molecular function (GO): protein binding
Source: RefSeq, a predicted model, not a curated record
CUGUGCUAGAGUGGCACUUUUUUGGUGGCGGAGCUGGAGGAAGCGAUUCCGUGUAGAGUCCGGCGCACUGCACUUGACUCCUCUGCCACAGCCGGGCGGCGGUGACGGAAACCAAGGCCUUCUCUAGUCUUGCUGAGGUGGCACUGUCAUGACAGGGACUACCACCAAAGGCCGACUCUCGAUUCGGGUUCACAAGAAUAGGAAUUAUACAGCUGAGAGUUACGAUGAACUUACUUUAGUGACACAAUGGAAAUUAAUGUAGAUAUCCUAUUAAUAAAAAAAGCAUGUGACUAUUAAAUAUUGAUUUAAUACUAGUCUUGCUGCUAGACAGUGUCACUGAAGGUGAGGGAGCAUGUGUAGCGACAAAGUCAGAUUGAAGGGAAGUAAGAAGGCUGAGAGUUUGGCAGUAAGUGUUUAUUUACGAGGAGGUACAUAUCAGUAAUUGAGAAAGGAAGGCUUCUUACUCAUUUUUGCAUCCCUUUAAGAAUAAUUAAUACGUGGGGCGCCUGGCUGGCUCAGUCAGAAGAGCACAGGACUGUUGAUCUUGGGGUCAUGAGUUCCAGCCCUAUGAUGGGUGUAGAGAUUACUUAAAUAAAUAAACUUAAAAUAAGUAAACUUAAAAAGAAUAAUAACUAAUAGUACUUAUGAGUUAAGCACUGUUCUAAGUACUUUAACAUAUAUAUUAAUUAACUCUCAAAAAAACCCUCUGGGGGAUCUGGACCUUUUGAAGUGAGGCCUUGCAGCUUCUGCCCAGGCUUCUUGGAACACGGGUAGCUCUGAGCAGCCAUGUAAGAAGUCUCACUACCUUGAGACUGCCAUGCUGGAGAGGUCCCAUGUUGACACUCUGGCUGACAGCUCCAGCUGAUCCCAGCAUUCCGGUCAUUCCCAUCAAGGUGUCAGGUAUGUGAAUGAAGCUCUCCAGACCAACCCAUCUGCCUGCUGAAUAUCACUAAGUGAAUAGCCAAUGCCACUGGGAUAGAAGAAUCACCCAGCUGAGCCCUAUCCGAAUUUCUGUCGCAUAAAAUUGUGAGCUAUAAGAAAAUGGUUAUUUAAAAAAAAAGAAAAGAAAAUGGUUAUUUUUUUUUUUUAAAGAUUUUAUUUAUUUAUUUGAGAGAAUGAGAGAGAGCACAGGAGAGGGGGGAGGGCCAGAGGGAGAAGCAGGCUCACUGCCGAGCAGGGAGCCCGAUGCGGGACUCGAUCCCGGGACUCCAGGAUCAUGACCUGAGCCGAAGGCAGUCGCUUAACCAACUGAGCCACCCAGGCGCCCAAGAAAAUGGUUAUUUAACAAAAUGCAAACAAACAACGAGCUUGGUUCUCUCAUUCUUGUUUUAUAGAUGAGGAAACUGACGCACGGAGAGGUUACUUUGUGCCACACACUAUACGAGGCAUUGAAGAUACAAUUACCAACAAAACAGAUAUAGGCUUCUGCUUUGGCAGAGCUCACAGACUUCCUCGGAAGUCAGAAAAUAAAAUAAUCUUUAAAGUUUCAUGGAAGUCGUAAUGGGCAAUGUAAAACUUGCUGUGGGAGCUCCUAGUAGGGCCCUGACCCAAUUCUAAGUGGUUAAGAGAGGUCUUCUUGUGCUAAUGACCUUUCAGCUGAGAUCAGAAUGAUAAGUAAGAGUUAGCCAGUGAAGAUUGGUGAGGAAGGGUCUCAGGCAGAGGGAAAAAAAUAUAUAUGCAAAGGACCAGAGACCUCAGUGCAUUUUAAGAAUCUGAGGAAUUCGUGUGUGGUGAGAAUAUGGAGUUUGUGGUAGGGAGCAUGAAAAGGCUAGGCUCAAGGGAGAAAGUCUCUGUAAACCAUACUGUAAAUUUUGGACUUGACUCUGAGGACAAUGAGAAGCCUUUGAAAUGUUAAGUCAGGGACAUGGCAAGGCAUUUUUGUGCUUUAGGAAGGUCACUCUGGCUGCAGUGCCAGGAAUGGACUAGAGGUGAGGAGAACCAUAGGCAAGGAGACUAGUUAGGAAACUAUAUCAUUCAGACUAAGGAAGAUGAUAGUUGCAGAGGAACUAAAGGAAGUAGGUAGAUUGAAAAGAUUUAGUAAUCAGCUAAAUAGGAGUGGUAAGAAAACAGCAGAAAUUAAGGUUGGCUGCCAGUUGUUGUUUUUUUUUUUUUUAAGAUUUUAUUUAUUUAUUUUGACUGAGAGGGAUAGCAAGGAAGGGAAUACAAGCAAGGGGAGUGGGAGAGGGAGAAGCAGGCUUCCUGCGGAGCAGGGAGCCCGACGCGGGGCUCGAUCCCAGGACCCUGGGACCAUGACCCCAGACGAAGGCAGACGCCUAACGACUGAGCCACCCAGGCGCCCCUGGCUGCCAGGUUUCUGGCAUGCACAAUUGGGUAUACCCUGUAUGUGUUCCAACAGAUGAUAGUAUUUUCCCGUCAUAGUGAUUAUCACACUGUAUUUUGUUAUGAGAGGGCAGGGGCCAUAUUUGUCCUCUUAAUCAACAAGGCCUAGCGCACGGUUCCUGCCUGGCACGUAUGGUAGCAAGCAUUCAAUAAAUAUUUAUUGAACUUAAAUUUAACCGAAUAGUGGUACUGGAGGAAAAACAGGUUUGCAGGGGAAGCUGAAAAGUUCAGUUUAGAACAUACUAUGUUUGUGCUACUUUGGGCAUUGUGAAAUAUCCAAGUGCUUUUCAGUGGACAGUGGAUUAAACUGGAGCUCCAGAGAAAGAUCUGGACUGGAGCUAGGGUACUCAACAGCAUAUGGAGGCCAUUUAAGCUGGGGAGAAAAUAAGACUACAUAGGGUGUAUAGAGUUCAAAGGGCACAAGAUCUCUGACAGACCUCUGUGGUUUAAGGAACAAGCAAAGUCCUUAUGCAACAGAGAAGGGACUGCUAAGAAGGUAAGAACACCAGCAGUGUUUGUAGAAGGAGAGAAUAGUCAAUUGUGUUGGCUGCUGCUGAGAUGCCAAGCAACAUAAGGCCUGCAAAGUACCCCUGUAAAGUCAGGGGUGACCCUAGGGAGGAGGGACCUUGCAGAGGUGAGGGAGUGAGGGGAGAGGAAAUGGAGACCCCCAUAUGUAGGCAACUCUUUCAAUAAGUUUGACUGUAAAGAGGAAAAGAGGGGGAUAGGGUGGUAACCGAGGAGUAUAGUAAAGGGAGGUUUGGCUAAAGAUGACUGAGACUUGAAUAUGUUUAAAAGCUAAAGGGAAGGAGGCUAUAAAGAGGGAGAGGAUAAAGUGCAGGAGAGUUGGCAGAGAAGGCAGAAGAGGAGAUGUGAGCACUUAGCAAACACCAGAUGAAUGAAUGAAUGAAUGAUGAACGAAUGGGAUGAAGUUGGGGACUACUGUGGAGGUGGGAGGGAAUAGUUGAGGGGUAGGGUCCUCCACAUGUUGAAUGAAAGUGGAGCCCACUGAGGAGGAAGAUCACUGAGGCCAAAUCCCAGGACUGGGAAUCCGCCCUCAGAUCAUGUGUCAGGGCAGGAGUGCUGGCUCUCGGGUGUCACCAAGGGGGAGGGGCAGUCCCUAUCCUACCUCUCCAAAGCCAGACCCAGAGCCUCACGUUGUGCAGUGGGGAAACAGAGAAGGGCAAAACAAGAGUGAUUAGGUAAGGAGGAAGCAUCAGUCAGUGGGUGUUUUAAAGCCCUGGAAAUUGACAGGGGAAUUCAGUUCCCAUCUUCCACCAAGGAAAAGCCAAUGUCAGUCCCCCAUCCACCCCCAUAUGCUGUCAUAGCACCCUGUAAUACUUGUCCAGAGUCCUUGAUUCGAUUGUAAUUAAUAAAUAUAUUGUGUCAUUAGUUAAGAUCUGUCCUUAAGCUCCACGAGGGCUGUGUCUAUCUCCUUCCCCUCUCUUAUCCCCAGGGCCUAACACUGUUCCUUUCAAACAGGAGGUGCUCAGCCAAUCCCUGUUAAGAGCAUGAAUGAAGGAACCCGCACACUGAUGUAGGACUCCGCCCCACAGACUAUGUACAGAGUAUUGUUUCAAGGCCUCUCAGCUCCCCAAACACAUCCUGGAUUGAGAGGAUGGUGGUAUUUUCACCUCUUCUUCUAACUUGGAACCCCUUUGUGUUUCUCCCAGCCACUUUCUCUUUCUCUCUACUUUGGUUUCUCUGUCUCUGUGUCUCUCAGAGUCUGCACAGGAAGCACGCAGCUCUAGGUCUGAGGCUAUUGGUAACGGAAACAUUGGUGCCUGUGUAUAUUUAAUAAAGCUCAAAAGUCCUACCACCACCCAGGACCCGCUCCUCCUGCCCGUGGAUUUUCUGAUGGGCCCCAGAAGGUGACGGUACUGACUACAAUGCUGUCAGGCCGGUGGUGGUCAAGUACCCGGGGGAGCCUUGGGCUGGGGCCCCAAAACCCUUCUCGGGGAUCCCAGCUCUGUGCCCUCUAUGCCUUCACUUACACUGGGACAGAUGGCCGGCAAGUGUCCCUGGCUGAAGGGGACAGGUUUCUACUGCUUCGAAAGACCAACUCAGACUGGUGGCUGGCAAGGCGCCUGGGAGCACCCCCCACUUCUCGACCCAUCUUUGUCCCAGCUGCCUACGUGACAGAGGAAUCUAUCCCUUCCCAGAGCCCAACCACCAUCACCCCCAGCCAAUCCUUCCGGACACCUGGGCCAAAGUUGUUUCAUGGCUCCAUGGAGGAGUUGCACCUGUCCCAGGAACCCCCAGGCAGGACCCAGACCACCUCUAAGCAGCCUCCUCCUCUUCCCCCCAAAAUGUGUAGAAGCGUCAGUGUUACCAAUCUGAGGCCUACCGUCCUGAAACCCUUCCAGGAAGGAACAAGUGGCAGAUCCUUCUCUCAGGAAGACUUACUGCCAGAGGCCAGGGCCAAUACGGCAAGACCCCAGCCCCUCAUGUCAGAGCACCCCGUGUACUGCAACCUAGUGGACCUUCGCCGCUGUCCUCGGUCUCCUCCCCCAAGCCCUGCGUGCCCCCCACUGCAGAGGCUGGACUCCUGGGAGCAGCACUUGGACCCUAACUCCGGACGCUGCUUCUACAUAAAUUCGCUGACUGGCUGCAAGUCCUGGAAGCCCCCGCGCCACACUCGUGUGCGGGAGAUGAACCCUGGCUCCAUGGAGGGGACGCAGACCCGGAAUAGGGACAGUGGUGUCCUGCAACCUCGGGCAAAGGGCUCAGAAUCUGAUACGGCGACCCUGGAACUGCUGGGCCCCCAGGGUUCACCCUACCUCGGCCAGCGCCCCUCCCAGCUCCACCCCUCAGACCAGCCUUCAGCCUUGGAGUCCUCUCGACCUCUGCCGCAGGUCCUGGAUGACCCCCACGAGGUGGAAAAGUCGGGCCUGCUCAACGUGACCAAGAUCGCCCUGGGGGGGCGGAAGCUCAGGAAAAACUGGAGCCCCUCUUGGGUGGUAUUAGCAGGUAACAGCUUGAUGUUCUACCGGGAGCCACCGCCCGCCGCGCCCUCCUCAAUCUGGGGACCAGCGGGUAGCCGACCCGAAAGCAGCGUGGACCUGCGCGGAGCCGCCCUGGCCCACGGCCGCCACCUGUCCAGCCGCCGCAACGUCCUGCACAUCCGCACGGUCCCUGGCCACGAGUUCUUGCUGCAAUCAGACCAGGAGACCGAGUUGCGAGCCUGGUACCGCGCGCUGCGGGCGGUCAUCCAACGCCUGGAUCGAGAGAACCCCCUGGAACUGCGUCAGUCAGGUUCGGGGCCGGCAGAGCUGGAGGAGCUGAGCGGCGGGGAGGACGACGAAGAGGAGUCGGAGCCGGUGUCCAAGCCACUGUUGCGGCUCAGCGGCCGCCGGAGCUCCAGUCGGUGUCCCGAAGGAACGGAGCAGAACCGCGUCCGGAGCAAACUAAAGCGGCUUAUCGCAAAGAGACCACCCUUGCAAAGCCUGCAGGAGCGUGGGCUGCUCCGAGACCAGGUGUUUGGCUGCCAGUUGGAAUCACUGUGCCAGAGAGAAGGGGACACCGUGCCCAGCUUUGUGCGGCUCUGCAUUGCUGCUGUGGAUAAGAGAGGUAUAGAUGUGGAUGGCAUUUACCGGGUGAGCGGGAACCUGGCGGUGGUCCAGAAACUUCGCUUCCUGGUGGACAGAGAGCGGGCAGUCACCUCCGAUGGGAGGUACGUGUUCCCAGAACAGCCAGGACAAGAAGGCCGAUUAGAUUUGGACAGUGCUGAGUGGGAUGAUAUUCACGUGGUCACUGGAGCCCUGAAGCUUUUUCUCAGGGAGCUACCCCAGCCUCUGGUGCCCCCAUUGCUGCUGCCCCAUUUUCGUGCUGCCCUUGCAGUCUCUGAAUCAGAACAGCGCCUCUCUCAGAUACGAGAAUUAAUAGGCUCGAUGCCCAAGCCCAACCGUGACACUCUGCGGUACCUCCUGGAACAUUUAUGCAGGGUGAUAGCACACUCAGAUAAGAACCGCAUGACCCCACACAACCUGGGAAUUGUGUUUGGGCCAACCCUAUUUCGGCCAGAGCAGGAGACAUCUGACCCAGCCGCCCAUGCUCUCUACCCUGGGCAGCUAGUCCAACUCAUGCUCACUGACUUCACCAGCCUUUUCCCCUGACUGGGGCAAGGAAGAAGACAAAAACAUGUUUCUACUGAUCUCUGUUAGCUACCCUUUGGUGGUGGUGGGGAUAGUGGAUGUUCUGUUUUGAGGACAUCCCAUUAAAUCCUGUGUCUCCCAGA